UCAGGGCCCCCCCCAACUAUGGACGAGCGGCUGCUGGGGCCGCCCCCUCCAGGCGGGGGCCGGGGGGGCCUUGGAUUGGUGGGUGGGGAGCCUGGGGGCCCUGGCGAACCUCCCGGUGGUGGAGACCCCGGUGGGAGUAGCGGGGGGGUCCCGGGAGGCCGAGGGAAGCAAGACAUCGGGGACAUUCUGCAGCAGAUAAUGACCAUCACCGACCAGAGCCUGGACGAGGCCCAGGCCAAGAAACACGCCCUAAACUGCCACCGAAUGAAGCCUGCUCUCUUUAGCGUCCUGUGUGAAAUCAAGGAGAAAACUGGCCUCAGCAUUCGAAGCUCCCAAGAGGAGGAGCCUGUGGACCCACAGCUGAUGCGCUUGGACAACAUGCUUCUGGCAGAGGGUGUGGCUGGGCCUGAGAAAGGGGGUGGCUCAGCGGCAGCAGCUGCGGCCGCCGCAGCCUCUGGAGGCGGCGUGUCCCCUGACAACUCCAUCGAACACUCGGACUAUCGCAGCAAACUUGCCCAGAUCCGCCACAUUUACCACUCAGAGCUGGAGAAGUAUGAGCAGGCGUGUAACGAGUUCACAACCCACGUCAUGAACCUGCUGAGGGAACAGAGCCGCACGCGGCCGGUGGCGCCCAAGGAGAUGGAGCGUAUGGUGAGCAUCAUCCACCGGAAGUUCAGCGCCAUCCAGAUGCAGCUCAAGCAGAGCACCUGCGAGGCCGUCAUGAUCCUGCGUUCCCGCUUCCUGGAUGCCAGACGAAAACGCCGUAACUUCAGCAAACAGGCCACUGAGGUCCUGAAUGAGUAUUUCUACUCCCACCUGAGUAACCCAUACCCUAGUGAGGAGGCUAAGGAGGAGCUCGCCAAGAAGUGCGGGAUCACUGUCUCUCAGGUCUCCAACUGGUUUGGCAACAAGCGGAUUCGCUAUAAGAAAAAUAUUGGAAAGUUCCAAGAGGAGGCAAACAUCUAUGCCGUCAAGACCGCUGUGUCAGUCACCCAAGGAGGAGGCCACAGCCGCACCAGCUCCCCGACGCCCCCUUCCUCUGCAGGCUCUGGCGGCUCUUUCAGUCUCUCAGGAUCCGGUGACAUGUUUCUGGGGAUGCCCGGGCUCAACGGAGAUUCCUACUCUGCCUCCCAGGUGGAAUCACUCCGACACUCGAUGGGUCCAGGGGGCUACGGGGAUAACCUCGGGGGAGGCCAGAUGUAUAGCCCUCGGGAAAUGAGGGCAAACGGUGGCUGGCAGGAGGCUGUGACCCCGUCCUCAGUGACAUCCCCAACAGAGGGACCAGGGAGCGUUCAUUCUGACACUUCCAACUGAUCUCGCCCCUCAGGGCCACAGGGGUAGGGGCUCACAGGGCACCUCUUGAAGAGGACGCAGGCAUCCAGAGGACAAAACCCAGACAAAGGAGAAGCACAAGAUAGAGAAGGGCAAACGGGGGUCAUCCCCUCCCUGGCCAGACUCUCUCAGUGCUGGGGGUGCUGACUACUUGGCAGGGAAGAUGGGGCCCCUUAAGGGGAGAGUGGGGUCUGUCUCCCCCUUUUUUCCCUUUUUCCUUCUUUUUUUCUCCCCCUUUUGCUCUCACAUAGAAACACACGCACCCAGAAUCCUAUUUUUCAGAUUUUUCCUCUCCUCCUCUCUCAUACACACACGUACAGCUAUUCUGUUUCUCUCUCUCUCUCUCUCUCUGGGCUCCCGCACUCUCCUUCCCUCACCCCACUUAUCUGCUCUGGGAUCUGUGGAGAUGCCAGCCCUGCCCAGCCAGAGAUGCCAAAAAUGGGGACAUGACUUCUGGACAGAGGACAUGGGCCACACCCCCUGUGCCUCCCCACCCCCUGCCCCUCCAGACGGCUUUAUUACC
Mesoplodon densirostris (Blainville's beaked whale) is the source of this 1855-nucleotide messenger RNA. RefSeq names its product PBX homeobox 2 (gene PBX2). Gene Ontology annotation, cellular component: nucleus. Gene Ontology annotation, molecular function: RNA polymerase II cis-regulatory region sequence-specific DNA binding; DNA-binding transcription factor activity, RNA polymerase II-specific. The transcript has 9 exons. Lineage: Eukaryota; Metazoa; Chordata; Mammalia; Artiodactyla; Ziphiidae. The record is from RefSeq and is a predicted model, not a curated record. Gene Ontology annotation, biological process: embryonic organ development; animal organ morphogenesis; neuron development. The coding region runs from base 19 to 1314 and encodes 431 amino acids.